AUGCCGGCUUUCCUUACUGCAUUGCUGACGAACUUGCAAGCGAGCAUGAUUGAGUUGAGGAUCUGUGUAAGGUCACCUUUGGCCUCUGGGUGACGUCUCUGGUCAGUCAUAAUGGACCGAGUCAAGGUGAUUGGGUUUGUGUCGAUACUUAAACUUAAGCGAUUAAACGGCCAUAAGCGGGCAAACAUACUAGUCUUUGCCUUGUCUUGGCUACAAAAUAGCCUCCUCCCUUAACUAACAAAACAAAAGAGGGAAAGAAGGCUGUCAUUUUGGAUUUCCGAUCUGAAUCACCUUAGGUAAGACCAUGUGGUAGGUAAAAUUUGUCUAGCCCAUCUGGCAGGAAAAGGAGAGUAACAAAACUUCUGUCUUCGAUAAGGCAUCCCCAAACCUGAAGGCCUGCUUCCAAAAAGAAAGAGGCCCUAUGUUCAGCUUCAUCAGGAUUGGUCCUAGCUACUCCAUAAAGAGUGCGCCACAGAGUUUAAUUUCCGUCAGCGUCACCAUUUUAUUUCUUGUGUCGAUAGGAAUAUGUAUCUCCUUUGUCUCAGCCAUUAUUUUUAUAAAGACUAUCCAUCUUAUUUGAUUUUAUCAUUAA
This is a messenger RNA of Blepharisma stoltei, 592 nucleotides long. NCBI's taxonomy places the organism in Eukaryota, Ciliophora, Heterotrichea, Heterotrichida, Blepharismidae. The record is from the annotation of a GenBank genome assembly.